Molecule: messenger RNA, 1206 nt
Organism: Chaetura pelagica (chimney swift)
Lineage: Eukaryota; Metazoa; Chordata; Aves; Apodiformes; Apodidae
Gene: ETNK2
Product: ethanolamine kinase 2
Exons: 11
Coding region: 1-1206 (401 amino acids)
Biological process (GO): phosphatidylethanolamine biosynthetic process
Cellular component (GO): cytoplasm
Molecular function (GO): ethanolamine kinase activity
Source: RefSeq, a predicted model, not a curated record
AUGGGACGUGGGGCCAUCUCACUCCUUGCCACGCUCGCCCCAAAUCCCACCCCAGCCAAGCUCUCAAUCCAGUUGUUCACCGAUGGCAUCACCAACAAGCUCAUGGCCUGCUACACAGAUGAGGACAUGGCAGACGCUGUGCUGGUCCGCAUCUACGGCAGGAAGACAGAGCUGUUUGUGGACAGGGAGACAGAGCUGAGGAAUUUCCAGGUGCUACAUGCCCAUGGCUGUGCCCCCGACCUCUACUGUGCCUUCCAGAACGGGCUCUGCUACCAGUUCCUGCCGGGCAUCGCUCUGGGACCCCAACAUGUGCGGGACCCCCACAUCUUCAGGCUGGUGGCUCAGGAGAUGGCCCGGGUACACGCCAUCCACGCCAACGGGAGCCUCCCCAAGCCCAUCCUCUGGCAGAAGCUGCACAAAUACCUCACCCUCGUGAAGACGGAUCUCAGCCCAAAGGUAUCCAACCCCAGCCUCCAGCAGGAUGUGCCCAGCCUGGAGGUGCUUGAACAGGAGCUGGCCUGGAUGAAGGAAACUCUUUCCCAGCUGGGUUCCCCCAUCGUGCUUUGCCACAACGACCUGCUCUGCAAGAACAUCAUCUACGACAGGACACGAGAACAAGUUCGAUUCAUCGACUACGAGUACACAGGCUACAACUACCAGGCGUUCGACAUCGGAAACCACUUCAAUGAGUUUGCAGGUGUGAAGGAGGUGGAUUAUCAGCUCUUCCCCAGCAAGGAGAUCCAACUGCAGUGGUUGCACUUCUACCUGCUGGCCUACAAGCAGCUCACCCAGGGGGACCCAGGCAGCUUGGGGGUGUCUGAGGAGGAGCUGGAAUCUCUCUACGUGCAAGUGAACAAGUUUACUUUGGCAUCCCACUUCUUCUGGGCAUGCUGGGGCCUGAUCCAGGAUAAAUACUCUACCAUAGACUUUAACUUCUUAAGAUAUGCAAAGCUAAGGUUUAAACAGUACUUCAAGAUGAAGCCAGUGGUCACAGCCCUGCAGAUUUCCAAAUACAAGGAGAUCCAACUGCAGUGGUUGCACUUCUACCUGCUGGCCUACAAGCAGCUCACCCAGGGGGACCCAGGCAGCUUGGGGGUGUCUGAGGAGGAGCUGGAAUCUCUCUACGUGCAAGUGAACAAGUUUACUUUGGUGAGUGGUGGAGGCAUCCCACUUCUUCUGGGCAUGCUGGGGCCUGAUCCAGGAUAA